Opisthorchis viverrini is the source of this 1422-nucleotide messenger RNA. RefSeq lists its product as hypothetical. Gene Ontology annotation, molecular function: translation initiation factor activity. The coding region runs from base 1 to 858 and encodes 285 amino acids. Gene Ontology annotation, cellular component: cytoplasm; eukaryotic translation initiation factor 3 complex. Lineage: Eukaryota; Metazoa; Platyhelminthes; Trematoda; Opisthorchiida; Opisthorchiidae. The record is from RefSeq and is a predicted model, not a curated record. The transcript has 7 exons.
AUGUUAUAUCCGACGGAAUUAGAUUUGUUCAUAUCCGUUUGCUUCAGUGGUGGCUUCAAUGGAAAGCGGCCGGCAACAGUGCGAUUCACACUUACUGCAGGAACUUGGCGACGGGGUUUUGGCCUGAGCGUACCGCUAACGAUGGGUGAUUGGGGUAGGGUGCUCUCCCGUUCCACAGAAAUAACCACUUUGUUAGAUGACGAGGAAACCACUGAUGUCGUGGCCCAGAAAAUUGCCAGUUGCUGGGAUGAUGACCUCGGUGAGGCGGUUCCCGACUCUUGGGAUGCCGAGGAACCGAAACCAAAACCACAGCCAGUGGCGCCUGCUCCGGAGAAACUCACAUUGGCAGAAAGACUCAGACUAAAAGAGGAAAAGCGCCGCAAGGAGAAGGAGGAGAAGCUUAAGCGUGAAGAGGAGCUCAGGGCAGAGCAGUCGAUGACAGAACUACAACGUGAAAGGCUUGCGGAGGAGGCUGAACUGGGUUUAUUGCAGGAUACUUUUGGAGCGGCACCUGUAGUACCAGACACAAAAAACAGCAUAGAUGCUUGUGAACCAAGAACGAAAGAAGAUUUCAACGUUCUCAAUGACCUUUUACAGGCGAAACUGAGGAAAAUUGAAAAAUCACCACACUAUAGUGCGUUUGCUGAAAAGCUGAUCCGCGAUGCAAUGACAGAAGUGGACGUGGAUGCGCUGAAGUCUUUGAGCACUGCCAUUACAGCGUUGGUAACUGAGAAGCAAAAGCUUGUCAAGGGUAAAAUCAAAAAGAAAGGCAAAGGAAAACUCCUGGUUGAACGCGAAAACGAUUACAACUUUCAGGAGGAUAACAUUGAACCGGACGAAUAUGACGACUUCAUGUAAACAAACUGGGUUGUUUUCUGUGAUUGCCGCCUGGAGCAACAUAUGAGCUUCCGAUUAACGGUCAAGUCUAGAGUCAAACGGGCACCAGCCCAUCUAUCCAUCCUACCGGUUUGUUUUCCUACCCCUCGAUUGAUCUUGUGGUGUUGAAGAGGGCCCUACCUCCCUGCUUUUCAUACUUCGUUCGCUGAGAAUCCUUUGUACGAUAUUGUCCUGUGGAGAGACUGGGGUCCACCGCUUCUGAAAAAGCCUGUAAAACAGUUUUCCAUUAUCUUUAUAUUUACAAAUAAAUGUCGGAUGGUUUUGAUAUGGAAAAUGAUUGGCUGGAUUUCGAAAUCAGAAUACGAGGGAUCUGUGAGAGACCGCUGUAACGAAAAAGAAGGGAAAUAUUAUAUGAAGACAGCCAAUUGAGCUAAAAUUUGGAAAACAAAGCCAGAGUUGCUGAGUGGUUAAGGAGAAAAUAGGAGUGUUGAAUGUUAAAACACGCGUUAGGCAGAUGUUAAAUCCUCUCUCUCGUGCAAUAUUGGUUUUCCCUGGGGAUAAAAUGGACACAUCAAAAUCUCACUC